CGUAAAAGAAAGUAUUCCCAAAAGUUGGUAUGGUAAUGCAUUAACCUGAUGGAUGACACGGGUAGCCAAUCCAAAGACAUCAAUGUGGUGAUUGUUCCUGAGAGCGUUCUCCAAGCAUUUGAGGCGUCGUCCCAUUUAGACUUGGAAGAAAAUGAGAUUCUAAAUUUCAAUGAAUUUGAGGAGAAACAAAAAACGAAGGAAAACGUGAAACAUGUGUGGCUGGAUAUGCCAAUGGGGGAAUUCCCUCAUGUGGGACCAACUCCUGAAUGUAGUGAAGUAACUUUAAGCAAAGAUGAUGUUAAAAACUCGAGUGAUGAAACUGUUUCAUUAAAAUUGUUCCAGAAUUGUUUAUUUAUAAAUAACGCCAACACAGAAGGAGUUGGGACAAGUUUGAGCGCAAGUGAUUCAACUUUGCAGGGCUGUCUUAAUAUGACGGUUAAAAGUGUUGAAAACAUUGGAGACAAGAAUAUAUAUACAUUAACCCCUACCACCAUGGAGGGUAUGGAAGUUGGGGGUACCAAACCAAAUGAUGUAGAGUGUCAAGUUGUGCCAGAAGAUUUGGUCCCUGGGGACUGCGAGGAUAAGCUCUCCUUUGCGCUGAGCGAUGAAACUACUUUGGGAUUUGUGAACUCGAAAAAUUUAACAGCGAGUCAAUUAUGUGAAUUGAGUUAUAUAAACUCUGAUUCAGAUGAUAAAAGUAAAACCUACAAAUGUAAGUUCGCGAAUUGUAAAUGGUCCUUUAGUACACCUUAUAAGUUAAAGCGACACAUCUCGUCACAUUUGAAACAAAAAUCAUUUUUCUGCGAUUUUCCUGGUUGUAAUAAAUCCUUCAUGAACAAUUACAACUUAAAAGCUCACCUGAGAACUCACACCGAGGUAAUACCUGAACUUAUAUGUAAAACAUGUGGUGUGGAACAACCGAAUAAAAGACAACUAGAAGCCCAUGAGAGGAAGGAACAUAACGCAGCUCCGAAGCUUAAAUGUCCGCACUGUCCUCUUAUGUUUCACACACAAGCAGGUGUGAUGUCACACAAGAGGGUUCAUAAACCGAAAACGCAACAAUACCCAUGCCCGUUAUGUGAUAAAGUUUAUACGAAGAAGUUUUCAAUUAAACUCCACAUGCUGACGCAUACAGGGGAGAAACCAUACGCAUGCGACAGAUGUAGUUGGAGGUUUGCCAACCUAUCAAGGCUUAACAGACAUAUGGCAUCGCAUAAAGAAAAAAUGUUACGAUGUACUUACAGCAAUUGCGACAAAGUAUUUUACCGUAAGGACCACUUGUAUUCACAUAUGAGGACCCAUUCGUACAAUGAAAUAAAGAAUACAAACAGUGAAAUCAUCACCAACCUACAACAAAACAAUCAACAAACUGAAAACGAACCAAAUUUGUCGACAAUUCGGGAUAAUGACAUCACACCCCACCAUACCGACCAUCUUUCCAUCGGACACGAGGUCGAGGUGGAUGAUGAAAUUAACUUCAACGCGGAGGAUGACCAACCUCCCAAGUCCGAUCUUCCAUCCUCCUGGACCUCGCCGCUUCUCUCCUCCGGGAGUUUGGACGAUAACCAUAGAAAUAACAGUGAGGAUCAUCUUUUCAUGGAAGAAAUGUCAGGGUUGGCCGAAUCCACUUCAAAUAAACUUCUGACAUUGGAAAACGAUAUUUGUAACGCCACCACCACGGACAACCAGUUUGUGCUCCAACCAUACGAGAUUGACAACGAAAGUUUAAACUUGAUCGAAAGCGACAAUCACCAUGAUCUUACAGAGUUCAGAAUAUUGAGUACAUCUGAAAACGAAGUUGCGCCGUUAUUUAAAGAUACUUUGGUUGGAUCCCACUCUACACUAAGCCGAACCCAUUUUUCUGGGACCACGAUUAAUUUAAACGACUUGCAGUAAAAAAUCCAGUGAUUUUUAUUCAAUCAUCGUAUACUUGAAUAUUAU
This is a messenger RNA of Ciona intestinalis (vase tunicate), 1941 nucleotides long. NCBI's taxonomy places the organism in Eukaryota, Metazoa, Chordata, Ascidiacea, Phlebobranchia, Cionidae. The record is from RefSeq.